Argiope bruennichi is the source of this 507-nucleotide messenger RNA. RefSeq lists its product as uncharacterized. Lineage: Eukaryota; Metazoa; Arthropoda; Arachnida; Araneae; Araneidae. The transcript has a single exon. The coding region runs from base 1 to 507 and encodes 168 amino acids. The record is from RefSeq and is a predicted model, not a curated record.
AUGGACUUUCAUCUUUGUACUACUGCCUCUAGUAGAUGCACGAUAUUGUUUUACGUUUUUGGAUGUCAAGGGCGGAUAUGUGAUGGAGGAGUUUUCAAUAAUUCAACUUUGUUAUCGAAAUUGAAAAAAAAAAGACAACUGAAACUUCCGCAUGAUAGACAAUUGCAGCCAUUAGAUAAAAAAUUGCCGUAUGUCUUCCUCGGAGAUUCAGCAUUCGCCUUAAGUCGUCACAUGAUGAUACCAUAUCCUGGUAAUUUUGAAAAAGGUUGCACACAGAGAAUUUUCAAUUACAGGUUAUCUCGUGCAGGCCGUGUAGUUGAAAAUGUUUUCGGCAAAAUGGCAUCAGUUCUUCGCAUUUUUAGAAAACCGAUGGCCUUACAAGCGGACAAAGUAAGCAAUGUCACUCUAGCGUGUGUCCUUUUGCAUAAUUUUAUGCGAAAAAGCCCAUCAUCUUAUUCUCCGCCAGGUACAUUUGAUACCGAAGCAGAUGGGGAAGUUGUUCCCUGA